Molecule: messenger RNA, 3312 nt
Organism: Triticum aestivum (bread wheat)
Lineage: Eukaryota; Viridiplantae; Streptophyta; Magnoliopsida; Poales; Poaceae
Product: pentatricopeptide repeat-containing protein At1g62260, mitochondrial
Exons: 2
Coding region: 95-2161 (688 amino acids)
Biological process (GO): RNA modification
Molecular function (GO): RNA binding; protein binding
Source: RefSeq, a predicted model, not a curated record
UUUGGUCUGACCAAACCACCUCAACGUCACCGGAAAAGCGCACACCUGAACCCAAAGUACCCAGGUCCCAGACCGCCGGAUCCUUUGAAUCCUGAUGCGGAGAUGGCCGCCUCCCAUCUCAGGCGUCGCCCACCGCCGCGCGGCGUCCGCGGCCGCGGCCGCGGCUACGGUUGCACCCCCCACCGGCGAGCUGGUCCGGCAACACAACCGCUCCCUCGCGGCUCUUCUCCGCCGCGGCCGCCUCGCCGCAGCCUGGCGCCUCUUCGACGCUCUCCCAGUCCGCGACGUCGUGACCUGGAACUCGCUCUUAGCGGCGCUAGCCCGCCGCAGCGACGUAAGCGCUGCCAGCGCCUUUUUCGCCUCCAUGCCCGUCCGGGACGUUGUGUCAUGGAACACUCUCCUCGCCGCCUACUCCCGCUCGUCGCACUCCCAUCACCUCGCCGCCGCGCGCCGCCUGUUCGACGAAAUGCCACAGCGCGACGGCGUCACGUGGAACACCCUCCUCAGCGCAUAUGUGCGCCGCGGGCUCAUGGGCGAGGCUGGGAAGCUGUUCGACGAGAUGCCGCAGAGGGGCGUCACUUCUUGGAACACGAUGGUCACCGGGCUCUUUGCUGCUGGUCAGGUGAGCAAGGCCCUCGACAUGUUCAAUGCGAUGCCUGUGAAGGACUCUGCGUCGCUGGGCACACUGGUGUCUGGGUUAGCCAAGAAUGGCCGGUUGCAUGAGGCAGAGGAGCUGUUGACAAAGCGCUUGAUGGUGACAGAUAUGGACAAGGCUGUUGAUGCUUACAACACACUCAUCGCUGCGUACGGGCAAGUUGGGAGGGUGGACGAUGCCAGAAGAUUAUUUGAUAUGAUACCCAGAGGUCAGAAUCAGCACCAGAUGAGCAAUAUGAGGGUGUUUCAGAGAAAUGUUGUGUCAUGGAACACAAUGAUGAUGUGCUAUACCAGAACUGGAGAUGUUUGCUCAGCUAGGAUGCUGUUUGAUGAGAUGCCGGCUAAGAACUUGGAAUCGUGGAACACUAUGGUUGCUGGGUAUGCCAAGGUGUCCAAUAUGCAGGAAGCAGAGAAGCUGUUUUGGGAAAUGCCAGACCCUGAUAUGGUGUCUUGGAAUUUAAUCAUACGAGGAUUCACACAGAUAGGAGAGGUUGAGCAUGCCCGUGGAUUUUUUGAUAGGAUGCCAGAGCGUGCAAUCAUCUCCUGGAAUACAAUGAUAUCAGGUUAUGAACAAAAUGGGGACUAUGAUGGUACAAUUGAGCUAUUUUCAAAGAUGCUAGAAGUUGGUGGGAUGCCUGAUCGGCACACCUUCUCUUCAGUUCUAGCAGCAUGUGCGUCGAUCCCUAUGUUGCCCCUUGGAGCUCAGCUCCACCAACUUAUUGAGAAGUCGUUUCUGCCAGAUACUGCAAUUAGCAAUGCCCUUAUAACAAUGUACUCCAGAGGUGGGGCAAUAACUGAUGCGGAAGCCAUCUUCAAUCAGAUGCAUACGCAAAAAUGUUUAGUGUCUUGGAAUGCACUGAUUGGAGGUUAUGAACACCAUGGUCGUGCAACAGAAGCCUUGCAGCUGUUCGAAGAAAUGAGGAGAGCCGGGGUUAUGCCAACGCACAUAACUUUCAUUUCUCUUUUGAGUGCAUGUGGAAAUGCUGGCCUUGUGUCCGAAGGAUGGAGGGUUUUCCACACCAUGGUCCAUGAGUAUGGCAUUGCUGCUAGGAUUGAGCACUACUCAGCACUCGUCAAUCUCAUAGGUCGACAUGGUAAGCUUGACGAUGCAUUGGAGGUAAUCAAUAGCAUGCCAAUUACUCCAGACCGAUCUGUGUGGGGAUCUUUCCUCGGAGCAUGUACUGCGAAGAAGAAUGAACCACUGGCUCACAUGGCUGCAAAGGCACUAUCCAAGAUUGAUCCUGAGAGUUCUGCUCCAUAUGUUCUGAUUCAUAACUUACAUGCUCGUGAGGGAAGGUGGGGAAGUGCAUCUGUGGCAAGGGAAGAGAUGGAACGGAAAGGUGUUCACAAGCAUCCUGGGUACAGCUGGAUUGAUUUGCACGACAAGUGGGCUUAUUUUGCUGGCUUUGUAAGGCGGGAGUUGCACAAGCCAAGAAACAUGGGGAUGAGCCAGGCAACUCAAGUGAGUUUGUAUUACUCCCACUUAUCUGGUACACAUGUGUUUUGAUAAACUUUAAGUGUUGUUUCACAUCUGGAAAAGCAAGGUGAAAUACGGGGUGGCUGUCUACUAUAAGGGAUUUCUUUUUCCAAAACCAGAUACACUUUAGAAUUUGGGGAGGGAGUGCUAUACUAUUGCUAUAAUCUUUUUUUUUCGAAAAUACUAUUGCUGUAAUCCACCAUCUAGAUGAAUGAACAAACACCCUUUCCUAAUUGUCUGUUGGAAUUUGAUGAAAUCUUGAUUUAUCAACCAAAUGGUCCAAAACUAUUCCAUGAACAUCUCAAGCAAUGAACUAAUAAAUGGGUAUUUUUGGCCAAAACUCUACAGUGUUAGGCUUAUCUUUCGUUUUUCUGACUGAUUAAGGUAGGACGAGUGGAGUACAGAGUAUUCCUAGAUAGUUUAAAGCCGAACAGGAGCGAAAACAAGUUUCAUGAAUAUCAAUUCGAUUAAAUGUUACUCUAUAGGCAAUGGAUAAUUAAAAAAUGGAAUGGGUGGGUGAUGAAAGUCUUACAGUUCCAAGAAGUAUAAAUAUUAUCUCUGGAAAACAAAACAUGCAGACUCUAGCCGAAAAGUUUUGAUUAGCCAUACUCAGUGCACGAACCCCCAGGCAUGUUCCGCCAUUACCAAAACUAAUUAUUAAUUACCACGCAACCCAAUCACAGUAUUUACUCCCUUUUCUGUAACUCCCGAUCCAUUAGCCACUCUUUGAAUUAAUUCCUUGCAUGAUUCUCAACAUUAUUAGCCGUUUCCAUCUUCCUAGUGAUACAAGCAUUUAAGAGCUGGGUUUGCCUUUCAUCCGCUCCAUAUAUACUCCUUCCGUCUCCCAUAAGAGUAUUUGGCAGCCCACGUUCUAGAUCUCUCUAGAAAGAAUGGAUUCCAAUGGAGAACAAAGGUAUCUUUUUUUCUCUGAUUUCAUACAUCAUAUGGUUUGACAAAGACAGUGGACAGGCGUACAUCAGAAAGUAGUGCCUUUGUUAUUGCUAAGUUGAUCCAGUUCUUCUUUUCAUGCACCAGCUUCUGGCCUUAUGGGCCAUGUGUUUGGCAUGAUAGUUACCUGCUUGAAGAGGAGGCGCUCCUCUGCAGUCUACCCUUCCCGAGCUACGGCUGCCAACCCUUGUGCUCUAUCGGCCCCGCUGUCGCGCAGAGCAGCAGUCUACAAG